Drosophila grimshawi is the source of this 3044-nucleotide messenger RNA. It is a transcript of the gene S6kII, whose product is annotated as ribosomal protein S6 kinase 2 beta. Gene Ontology annotation, molecular function: magnesium ion binding; ATP binding; ribosomal protein S6 kinase activity. Lineage: Eukaryota; Metazoa; Arthropoda; Insecta; Diptera; Drosophilidae. The record is from RefSeq and is a predicted model, not a curated record. Gene Ontology annotation, biological process: protein phosphorylation; intracellular signal transduction.
AAAAUAGCGAAAGCAGCGAGCAGCGCAAAGCUUACAAAUACGCUUUGCCAAAUUACUGCUCCACCUCUGCAGACGCGACAACAGACGGACAACAGACCACAACAGCAGCAGCAGCAACAGACAGACAACAGCAGCAGCGGAUAUUACGAUUAACAGGCAGCAAAACGCCCACGAAACCUGUAAGUGGAAUAUUUAAGGCCAAGAGGGCAGCAACAGAGACAGUCAUGCCACUGGCUGACUCCAAUAAGGAUCUGAGACAGCAACAGCAGCAGCAGCAAGUCGAAGUCGUCCACAGCAGCAGCAGCAACAACAACAAUGCCGAGCAGGCACAGCUGGACAAUGCCAGUGCAGCAGCAACAACAGCAACAGCAGCAGCAGCUGCAGCAACAACAACAAAAGCAACAUCAGCAAUGGGCCUGCAGCUGCGUCAACGCAUGCAGAUUACAUCCUCCGGCUGCAGCAGUCUGGCGGUGACACCCAUGGAGCACACGCCCACCGACGAGGAGAGUGGCGCCGUUACCACAGUGACGUCAUCGCAACGACGCCAACAACAGCAGCAGCAACAGCAGCAGCAGCAACAACUUCAAGCAGCCCUCGAACAACAUCACAUAACGCCGAGCAGCAAGACGCCGGAGCAAAUGGAGCUGAGCGACUCGGAGUCGUAUGGGGCGACAAGCUACGAUGAGUUUGAGCUGCGCGAGGUUGUCAAGGAGGGGCAUGACAAGGCUGAUCCAUCCCAGUUCGAGCUGUUGCGCGUGCUUGGCGAGGGCAGCUUUGGCAAAGUGUUUCUGGUGCGCAAGAUAUUGGGCAAGGACUCGGGCACACUGUACGCCAUGAAAGUGUUAAAGAAGGCCACACUCAAGGUGAAGGAUCGGGUACGCAGCACCAACGAGCGCAAGAUCCUGGCGGAUGUGGGCCAUGCGUUUAUCGUCCGUUUGCAUUAUGCGUUCCAAACGCCCGGCAAACUCUACCUGAUCUUGGACUUUCUUCGCGGCGGCGAUCUGUUCACGCGUCUCUCCAAGGAGGUCAUGUUCACGGAGGAGGACGUCAAGUUCUAUUUGGCCGAGCUGGCGCUGGCGCUAAAUCAUCUGCACACGCUUGGCAUCAUCUAUCGUGACUUGAAGCCGGAGAACAUACUGCUGGACGAGCACGGGCACAUUGCGCUCACCGACUUCGGGCUGUCCAAGCAGCCGCUGGACGGCUCCAAAACGUACAGCUUUUGCGGCACCGUCGAGUACAUGGCGCCCGAGAUUGUCAAUCGGAAGGGACACGACUUCGCCGCUGACUGGUGGUCAUUCGGCGUCCUAAUGUACGAGAUGCUGACCGGCAAUCUGCCAUUUCACGGCCAGACGCGCCAGGAGACCAUGAACCAGAUACUGCGCUCCAAACUGGGCAUGCCCGAGAAUUUGUCGCCCGAGGCUCAAUCCCUGCUGCGUUCCCUCUUCAAGCGCAAUCCCCUCAAUCGCCUUGGUGCCGGUCCCCAGGGCAUACUGGACAUCAAGGCGCACUGUUUCUUUGCCACCAUCGAUUGGGUGCGCCUCGAGCGGAAGCUGGUGCGUCCUCCAUUCAUACCGGCGGUCAGUCGCGACGAUGCCUUCUACUUUGACGUGGAGUACACGUCCAAGUCGCCGCGCGACUCACCCGGCGGCCCCAUCUCGGCCUCCGCCCACGAGAUCUUUCGCGGCUUCAGCUUUGUGGCGCCCGUGUUGCUCGACUGCUGCAACAGCAGCAGCAACAGCAACAUCAACAGCAACCCCAACAACAUUACCACAAACAUCAAUAGCACUAACAUGAUCGGCAGCUGCUCGAACAAUGCCAGCCCGCUGCAUGGUGGCCUGCCCGCCGCUGGAGCGGGUUCGUCGGGGCCACGAAGUUUGCCUGGGGUGCUGCCUGGCAAUUUUCUAGCCGAGUACAAUCUGCUGCAGGAGCUGGGACGAGGCACGUUCUCGGUGUGCCGUCUGUGCGAGCAUCGGGCCACCAAGAAGCAUUACGCCGUCAAGAUCAUUGAGAAGGCGGCGGUGGCUGCCGCCUCCUCAGCAUCGGCCGAUUGCUGGGAGGAGGUUGAAAUAAUGCUGCGCUAUGGCAACCAUCCCAAUAUAGUUACCCUCUACUCGGUGUACGAGGACACAAACUCCGCAUAUCUGGUCAUGGAGCUGCUCAAGGGCGGCGAACUCCUCGAUCGCAUCCUCGCCGUCGGCCAGAUGUGCGAGAGCGAGGCAAGCGCCGUGCUCCGUACGAUUGCAGCCGCCGUUGCCUAUUUGCACGAGCACGGCGUCGUCCAUCGCGAUCUGAAGCCCUCGAAUAUGAUCUACGCGAGCAUGCGGCAAACGCCGGAAACCUUAAAGCUCUGCGACUUGGGGUUUGCCAAGCAGCUGCGCGCGGACAACGGGCUGCUGAUGACGCCCUGCUAUACGGCGAACUUUGUGGCGCCGGAGGUGCUCAAGCGGCAGGGCUACGAUCUGGCGUGUGACAUCUGGUCGCUGGGCGUGUUGCUGUACAUAAUGCUGUCCGGACGGACGCCAUUCGCCAGCACGCCAAACGAUUCGCCGGAGGUGAUACUGAAGCGCAUCGGAUCGGGACAUAUCGAUUUCAGCAGCAGUCGCUGGUCGCUGAUCAGUGCGCCGGUCAAGGAGCUCUUGCGCCAGAUGCUCCACAUAGUGCCCGAAAACCGGCCAACGGUCGCCCAAAUCCUGGCGCACAGUUGGGUGCGCGACCAGUUCGCAGGCAACGUGCAACUCACCGAAUACGCACCACCGCAUCUGGCAAGUGGCGGCGGCGGUGGUGGCAAUGGGGGUGGACAGCAACAGCUGUCACUGGGUGCGCAGCAGCAGCAGCACAAUCACAUCUCGAUGGCACUGAGGGGAGCUGUGGAUGCCACGUUUCGAGCAAUCGCUAUACCGCAGGCGGCAAACGUCGGCCCCGUCGAGCUAUCGAUGCUGGCCAAGCGGCGGGCCAAGGAUCGCGCCAAUCUGCAUUCCUAAUUGUUGGCAGGUCUGUGCCCGAAGCGCCAGGCCAAGCGGCAACUAAUCCAAUUCAUAUACAAA